Molecule: messenger RNA, 398 nt
Organism: Diachasma alloeum
Lineage: Eukaryota; Metazoa; Arthropoda; Insecta; Hymenoptera; Braconidae
Product: histone H4
Exons: 1
Coding region: 38-349 (103 amino acids)
Biological process (GO): nucleosome assembly
Cellular component (GO): nucleosome
Molecular function (GO): DNA binding; protein heterodimerization activity; structural constituent of chromatin
Source: RefSeq, a predicted model, not a curated record
UAUUCAGUAUUGACGUGUUUGUUAAACUAAAGUUAAAAUGACUGGUCGCGGCAAGGGAGGAAAGGGGUUGGGAAAAGGAGGAGCCAAGCGCCAUCGUAAGGUACUUCGUGAUAACAUCCAGGGAAUCACCAAGCCUGCUAUCCGUCGUCUCGCUCGUCGUGGUGGUGUCAAACGUAUCUCCGGUCUGAUCUACGAAGAGACUCGUGGUGUUCUCAAGGUGUUCCUUGAGAACGUCAUCCGUGAUGCAGUUACCUACACCGAACACGCCAAGAGGAAGACCGUUACGGCUAUGGAUGUGGUCUACGCACUGAAACGUCAAGGACGUACUCUCUAUGGAUUUGGAGGUUAAACGCAGUUCAUUCAUUGAACUACUUGAACAUCAAACGGCCCUUUUCAGG